CACUGCUUCCAUGAUGCGAACAUAAUCCAAUGCAAUACCCAAUUGAAGUUUUUUCAUAAAAAAAUCCCAAAAACGCCAACAAAAAUUCCCACCAUGGUUGGCACCCGCUCAGGUAAUUAUAAAACGAAGGGAAGGGGAGGUGGGAUCCGCAGGACAAGAUUGAGAGAAAAAUGUAUUCCAGCUUUCGCUUUUGGGACCAACGUGCAGUCCCUUGUCCGUUUGUCUGUUAACGUCAUCUAACGGCCUGCAUUCACGCACCACAACUUUUUCUUCUUCUUCUUCACUACUUGACUGGAGUUCUACUUGUACUCCCACUUGUAGUUGGGUAGGCUUUCCCUUCGCCUCCAACAAACGCAUGCAAUUCUCUGCUAUCAACACAUGCAGCAUUGGUGAGCAUUGGUUUCCCCAAUUGAGGUAGCUGCAGCAGAGAAAUAGGAAGGGGGGGAGAAGAAAUAAGAAAGGGGGGAGAAGAAGCAAGAAAGAAGGAAUUAUGGGUCAGAAAUCUCGGCGCAGAAAUGAGAUGGGGACGAGGUCAAAUCAGAUGAAAUCUCUGGAGACUCUCAGGGAGGAGCCUUCUUCUGAAGCCUUUGAAGAUUCAGCGAAGAAGUACACUUCCUGGGGAGUUUUGCUGGAUUGGCUCAAAGGCCAAAUGGAGAAAAGUGUCACCAAUAGGGGGCAUGGGAACAAAUCCAGUGGGCAGUGUUCCGAUCUGAAGCUCUUGGUGGGUGUUCUCGGAUGCCCUCUUGGGCCUGUCAGCGUUGUUAAUGACCCACUUCCCCACCUCUCCAUCAAAGAUGUUCCCUUUGAAGCGUCAUCAGCACAAUACAUUGUGCAGCAAUAUAUGGCAGCAACGGGCUGUAUAAAAUUUCAGAACUCAAUUAAGAGUUCAUAUAUGGCAGGAAGAGUCAAAAUGGUAUCUACAGAAUGUGAAAUAGCUGCAAAAGUUUCUCGAAGCAAUAAGGCUACAGAAAAUGGGUGCUUUGUUUUGUGGCAAAUGAUGCCAGAUAUGUGGUCGAUGGAGUUGGUUUUGGGUGAAAGUAAAGUGCAUGCUGGAAGCAAUGGCAAGAUUGUCUGGCGUCAUACACCAUGGCUUGGUUCGCAUGCUGCAAAGGGUCCUGCUCGGCCCCUGCGUCGGGCUCUUCAGGGUUUAGAUCCUAGAACGACGGCAAUCAUGUUUGCGAAUGCUCGCUGUGUAGGAGAAAAAAAAAUUGGAGAUGAAGAUUGUUUUAUCUUGAAGCUUUCUGCUGAUCCAUCAAUUCUACAAGAAAGGAGUGACGGUCCUGCAGAAAUUAUCAGGCAUGUGCUUUUUGGAUAUUUCAGUCAGAAAACGGGUCUUCUUGUAUAUAUGGAGGACUCUCACCUUACUCGAAUUCAAGCUACUGGAAUAAGUACUGUUUACUGGGAAACUACCAUAGAAACAACCAUUAAUGAUUACCAAGCAGUGGAUGGCGUGAUGAUUGCUCACUCAGGUCGGUCCAUUGUGACCCUCUUCAAGUUUGGAGAGAUUGCAAUGGACCACACCAAAACUCGAAUGGAAGAAACAUGGACAAUUGAUGAUGUGGUUUUCAAUGUUCCUGGACUUUCAAUGGAUUGCUUCAUUCCUCCAGCGGAUGUCAUCGGAAAUGGGUCAGCAGGGGAUUCCUGUAAUUACGAGUCUGAUGGGAAGCUGAAGGUUGUGAAGCAUGGAAAUGGAACUAGCCAAGAUCAGCCUACAGGGAAAUCGAAAUGCCUGGAUCAGUUGACUUGUUAAUAAUACUCCAUUAAAAGUUUGUCUUUCUAAUUCUGAUACAGCCUCUACUCACCACUUCAGAGAGAAUUACUGGCCUCUGAAAUUAUCCCUGUAUCAUACAGAAACUAACAAAUCAGAAGUUUUCUACUAAAGAAUGACCAUGUUGCUGAUGGAGGGCAUUAUUUUCUGUCUGCUAUUGGGAAUUGAUUACCAUUCUUCUAUGCAAAAAUUCUAGAAUUCAUACAUUUUUUCUUAGGUUCCGGCCAAGUUUAGCGAAUUUCAAGAACAUCAUUCCAGGCAAGAUCCCAAUUGUAAAUUUCGAUUUAAGGCAUUGGUGAGAGCUGAUUUUAACUUGAGUUAUAUUACCAUAAGAAGCUGCAAACCAAUGUGCAUCUCUGGUAUUUUUAUUCAGUAUUCAUCAUUGGAGAUGAUGAUAAUGUUACAGAAAUCCAACCUUGCCUUGGCUUGAAGGAUAAUCUUGCUGAUUAUUGAUUGAGAUUGCUUACUCUCUGUAUAUAAAAUUAUUAACCGGUGUGUAGAGGUCUUGUGGUUACAUGAGGUUUUCUGGAUUACCCAAUCGGUGGGUAGUACUGAAUUUCUGUCUAAGUUUUGGAUGGAAAUACUAAUGCAACAAAAUUUGUAUUUGUCACAGAUUGUUUAAGAGAAUCUGAAAAUAUAUACCUUAAUAAAGGAUUUUGCUUUAAGUA
Molecule: messenger RNA, 2436 nt
Organism: Cryptomeria japonica (Japanese cedar)
Lineage: Eukaryota; Viridiplantae; Streptophyta; Pinopsida; Cupressales; Cupressaceae
Exons: 3
Coding region: 491-1750 (419 amino acids)
Source: RefSeq, a predicted model, not a curated record